Molecule: messenger RNA, 1797 nt
Organism: Plasmodium coatneyi
Lineage: Eukaryota; Apicomplexa; Aconoidasida; Haemosporida; Plasmodiidae
Product: Phosphoenolpyruvate carboxykinase
Exons: 1
Coding region: 1-1797 (598 amino acids)
Biological process (GO): gluconeogenesis
Cellular component (GO): cytosol
Molecular function (GO): ATP binding; phosphoenolpyruvate carboxykinase (ATP) activity
Source: RefSeq, a predicted model, not a curated record
AUGAUUGAUAACGUAGUAUCAUCCGUGGAAAACACACUGAGGAAGUCGAUAGACAAGUCAUCAGAUUACGAUUUGGCAGAAAAAAUGGAGGACAUGAAAAAGGUAAUAAUCGAGGAGGUGAGGAGGAACCUGGUGUACAGUAAACCGGUGGGACCGAUCAUGAGCUCGAAGGAUAUCCUCACGUUAAGUCAAGAACAGGAAAGUAAAUUUAAUGAAGAGGUGCAUGAGUUGGGAUUGCAUGUGAACAGAAUACACCACAAUUCAACUCCAGCGUUUUUGUACGAAAUGGCAUUGAAAUAUGAAUCCAAUUCGUUUAUAACAAGUACGGGAGCGUUGUGUUGUAUAUCUGGAGAAAAAACAGGGAGGUCUCCAUCGGAUAAGAGGAUUGUGAAGGAGAGUUCCUCAGAGGAAAACAUUUGGUGGGGGAACGUAAACAUCCCCUUGAAGGAAAAAUCCUACGAAAUAAAUAAAGGCAGAGCGAUAGAUUAUUUAAACUUGCAACCAAACCUUUAUGUAAUAGAUGCCUAUGCAGGGUGGGAUGAAAAGUGUAGAAUAAAAGUCAGAGUUAUCACCUCCAGGGCAUACCACGCAUUGUACAUGCUAAAUAUGCUUAUACCUCCAAAAAAUGUGGAAGAAAUACAGAACUUUAUUCCAGACUUUAUUAUAUACAACGCUGGAGAUUUCCCUUCGAACAGAUUAACCGAUGGAAUGUCUAGCCAAACGUCGGUCAUCAUAAAUUUCGGUGCAAUGAAUAUGAUCAUUUUAGGAACCCAAUACGCUGGUGAGAUGAAGAAAGGUAUCCUAACCUUGUUUAUGUAUAAAAUGCCCUUAGAAGGGAAGUUACCGUUACAUUCAUCGUGCAAUAUUGGGAAGAAGAACGACGUGACUUUAUUCUUCGGGUUGUCAGGCACGGGGAAGACAACCCUGUCUGCUGAUGCGAAUAGGUAUCUCCUAGGGGAUGACGAACAUGUAUGGACAGACGAUGGGAUAUUUAACAUAGAAGGUGGAUGUUAUGCAAAAUGUAAGGGCCUUUCAAAGAAACAAGAACCGGAAAUAUAUAAAGCGAUUAAAUUUGGUGCUAUUCUCGAAAAUGUAGUUAUGGAUCCAGUCACCAGGGAGGUAGACUAUAAUAACUGCUCAAUAACGGAGAACACACGAUGCGCCUAUCCCCUAUCCUACAUUGAAAACGCCAAAAUUCCAGCGUAUGUGAAUGCACAUCCGCAGAAUAUUAUUCUCCUAACCUGUGAUGCCUUUGGAGUUAUUCCUCCACUUUCCAAGUUAGAUGUAUACCAAAUGAUGUACCAUUUUGUUAGUGGGUAUACGAGCAAAAUGGCAGGUACGGAAAGUGACGUCCUCAUGCCAACAGCGACUUUCUCCUCAUGCUAUGCUGCUCCUUUUUUGGCACACCAUCCUAUGGUUUAUGCUAAAAUGUUAGCGGAAAAAUAUCAGAAACAUAAGGCCAAUGUAUGGUUGUUAAAUACUGGCUGGAUUUAUGGAUCCUACGGUUCGAAGAAUGGACAACGAAUUCCACUAAAGUACACGCGAAUGUUGGUAGACUGCAUACACGAGAAUAAGCUUAUCGAUGUAGAGUAUAAGAAGACCCCCAUUUUUAACUUUAAUAUUCCUGCCCGCGUGGAGGGUAUUCCUGAGGAAGUUUUAGACCCCCUCGUUGGAUGGAAGGACAAGGAGGAUUACAUGAAAAACCUCCAAAACUUGGCCAGGGAGUUUAUCAACAAUUUUAAGUUAUUCACGGAUAAGGCGGGUCCGGACAUCCUUUCCGGUGGACCCACCCUUUAG